GGCAUUUUUGUAGACGCACUGGAAGCUUCCUUGUUGACGUUGACGUGUUGGUGGUAAGCCAACUAGGAUGGCAGACACUAAGGUAGAGCUAGCAGGUGACAGCCCUCUAGUUCAAAACAGUAGCAAUGUCGCUCACCAGCCCAAUAACCCUUUGUCAAGGAAGCUUAAUAAAAUUUUGGAAACCAGGUUGGACAAUGACAAGGAGAUGCUGGAAGCUUUGAAGGCGCUGUCGGUGUUCUUCACGGAAAACAGUCUACGGACACGAAGAAAUCUACGCGGGGACAUAGAGCGGCGCAGCUUGUCAAUUAACGAGGAAUUUGUCCGUAUAUUUAAAGACGUUAAAGAGGAGCUUGAGAGUGUGCAUGAAGAUGUUCAUGCUAUGAGUACCUGCUGUGAUGAAAUGACCAACAGAUUGAAGGCUGCUAAGGAGCAAACUCAGGACCUGAUUGUGAAAACCAACGCGCUCCAGGGCGAAAAUCAUCGUCUGGAGGUGCGGGCCCAUGUGGCGCAGGCCUUCCUCGGCAAGUUCCAGCUGUCCAGCGAGGAGAUGGCGACCCUCCGCACGGCCAGAGACGGACCUGUCACUGAGGACUUUUUCAAGGCGUUGAAUCGGGUGAAGCAAAUCCACGAAGAUGUCAAAGUCCUCCUGCGGACCAACCAGCAGACAGCAGGACUGGAGAUCAUGGAACAGAUGGCAGUGUUGCAGGAGGCAUCCUACGAACAGCUCUACCGCUGGGCACAGAAUGAGUGCAGAGGCUUGACCCAGGAGACAUGUGACAUCACCCCUGUGCUGAGUCAGGCCAUGGAAGCGCUGCAGGACCGGCCUGUCCUUUACAAGUACACUUUGGAUGAGUUUGGCACAGCGAGGAGGAGUGCAGUGGUGCGGGGCUUUAUUGAUGCUCUUACACGAGGAGGAUCUGGAGGCACACCGCGCCCCAUCGAGAUGCACUCUCAUGAUCCCAUGAGGUAUGUAGGGGACAUGUUGGCCUGGCUCCACCAAGCUACAGCAUCAGAGAAGGAGCACAUGGAAGCCUUACUGAAGCAGGUCACCAUUCAAGGGGUGGAGGAGAACAUGCAGGAGGUGGUGGGUCACAUCACUGAGGGGGUCUGCAGGCCGCUCAAGAUGCGUAUUGAGCAGGUGAUUGUUGCAGAGCCAGGAUCCGUGCUGCUCUAUAAGCUCUCCAACCUGCUGAAAUUCUACCAUCACACAAUUAGUGUCAUCGUGGGCACCAGCGUAGCUGCCCUCCUGAUGACCAUGGAGGAGAUGCACAUCCUCAGCAAGAAGAUGUUCUUCAACAGCCUCAGUCUCCACGCCAGCAGACUCAUGGACAAGGUGGAGCUGCCCCCUCCAGACCUGGGCCCCACCUCCUCGCUCACCCAGACGCUGUCCCUGCUCCGGGAGGUGCUGGCCUCCCACGACUCUUCAGUGGUCCCGCUCGACGCCCGGCAGGCCGAUUUUGCCCAGGUGUUGUCCUGUAUCCUGGACCCUCUGCUGCAGCUGUGCACGGUGUCAGCCAGUAACCUGGGUACCGCAGACAUGGCCACCUACAUGGUGAACUGCCUGUACAUGAUGAAGACCUCCCUGGCUCUGUUUGAGUUCACAGACAAACGUCUGGAGAUGCUGGAGUUCCAGAUUGAGGCUCACCUGGACACCCUGAUCAACGAGCAGGCGUCUUACGUGCUGACCAGGGCCGGCCUGAGCUACCUGUACAGCACCCUUCAGCAGCACAGCCCCGAGCAGGGUCCUUUGGCGAAUCUCCCCAGCAUGGACAGUUCCUCAGUCAAAGGCUCGAUGGUGCAGUUUGACCGCUACCUGUCUUCACCAGACACCCUGAUGAUGCCGCAGCUCAACUUCCUCCUCAGUGCGGCCAUCAAGGAGCAGAUCUUCAGGCAGUCCACGGAGCUGGUGUGCCGGGCCUACGUGGAGGUGCACUCGGCCGUGACCAACCCCGCCAACGGCUACAAGGAGCCCGAGAGCCUGCUGCUUCGCUCCCCACAGCAGGUGCAGAGCCUGCUGUCUUGAGGGGCCUCCAGCCCAGGCCGCCAGAGGCCUAACCACAGACCAUCAGCGCCGCGACGGGGCCCCGCACCGGAGCCCCCGCACACACAGGCCCAGGUGUCUGCGGCCUCUGGAGACCACGUUUGGCCCCUGCAGGAAGAAGAGUGAGAGAGAAAAACAAAAACGCAUGUGGUUAAUAGGACCACACUGUGUUACUGACUGACUGACUGAGUGACUGCCUUGGUGCUGGGAGAAGUUUUUUUUAUUGAAUGGGAUUGGGUACUCUUCUGUUUGUUUGCUGGGGUACACGAAGAAGAGCAGAGUGGCUGCAAGUUAAAUCAAGAGGAGGGUUGUGUAUAUGUGUGUGUUUGAACCGGUGUGUGUGUGUGUGUGUGUGUGUGUGUGUGUGUGUGAGAGUGUGUGUGUGUGUGUGUCUCUCCAGCUCCAACAUCUCUGCAUGGCGGCUGCUGUUUGCCAGGGCUGGAGAGAACUGCUAGCACUUUGGGGUUGGGGGGGGGGGGGGGGUAAAAGAACAAGAAAAAGAGAUAUUUAUUUUUUCUCUCUCCACAUGAACAAGAGAUUCCCACAAGUAGGCAAGGAAAAGAGCAAGAUAUUGACCCUCAGAUCGCUUUUCCUUUUUAUCUAACUCUCACUCACUCACGCACGCACAUACACACACACUCACUCAGGCCCACACACACACACACACACUCAUUCAGGCACACACACACCCUCAGACACACACACUAGGGUCUGACUCCAGUCCAACCCAUAAUCAGAAACAGCUCCGUCUUUCUUCUUGUUAAAUCUUUUUCCUCUCUCAUCUGUCUUUCCCCUCUUUCUCUCUUUCGUUCUCUCAGUUAAGUUUCUUCAACUCCAUUAAAAGACACCCAAAUGUG
Molecule: messenger RNA, 2898 nt
Organism: Clupea harengus (Atlantic herring)
Lineage: Eukaryota; Metazoa; Chordata; Actinopteri; Clupeiformes; Clupeidae
Gene: cog6
Product: component of oligomeric golgi complex 6
Biological process (GO): intra-Golgi vesicle-mediated transport
Cellular component (GO): COG complex
Source: RefSeq, a predicted model, not a curated record